Molecule: messenger RNA, 4402 nt
Organism: Ornithodoros turicata
Lineage: Eukaryota; Metazoa; Arthropoda; Arachnida; Ixodida; Argasidae
Gene: Hcf
Product: host cell factor-like
Exons: 21
Coding region: 12-4241 (1409 amino acids)
Biological process (GO): chromatin remodeling; regulation of DNA-templated transcription
Cellular component (GO): histone methyltransferase complex
Molecular function (GO): protein binding; transcription coactivator activity
Source: RefSeq, a predicted model, not a curated record
UAUGAUUCAAAAUGGCGGCACCCAUAUUGAAGUGGAAGCGGGUGACAAAUACGACAGGCCCUGCUCCUCGGCCUCGUCAUGGCCACCGAGCUGUCGCAAUUAAAGAUUUAAUGAUCGUCUUCGGUGGAGGUAACGAAGGAAUCGUUGACGAACUCCAUGUCUACAACACAUCGACCAACCAAUGGUUCGUGCCCCCCGUGAAAGGAGAUAUCCCUCCAGGGUGCGCCGCUUACGGCUUUGUCUGCGAUGGCACCCGCCUGCUCGUCUUCGGAGGAAUGGUGGAGUAUGGGAAGUACUCCAAUGAGUUGUACGAGCUGCAGGCCAGCCGAUGGGAGUGGAAGCGACUGAAGCCACGACCCCCACGGGGGCCGCAGGGGCCCCCGUGCCCCCGUCUCGGACACAGCUUCACUCUCAUCGGGAGCCGGGCGUACCUCUUUGGUGGUCUGGCCAACGACAGCGACGAUCCCAAGAACAACAUUCCCAGGUACCUCAAUGAUCUGUACACCCUUGAGCUGCGUCCCUUCUCAAGUGCCAUGGCCUGGGAGAUGCCCCAGGUAUUUGGACAGCCUCCUCCUCCCAGGGAGUCCCACACUGCGGUCGCCUAUCACACCAAGGACGGGCGACAGGCCAGGCUUAUCGUGUACGGAGGCAUGAGCGGAUGCCGCCUGGGGGAUCUCUGGCAACUGGACGUCGAAUCCAUGACGUGGGCCAAGCCCGUGGUGACCGGCGUUCCGCCGCUGCCCCGGAGCCUCCACUCCGCCACCCUGAUCGGCCAGCGGAUGUUUGUCUUCGGCGGGUGGGUCCCCCUGGUGAUGGACGAGAACAAGGCCUCCACGCACGAGAAGGAGUGGAAGUGCACCAACACCCUGGCCUCUCUGAACCUGGAGUCCAUGAGCUGGGAACAGCUGGCCAUGGAAGUCUUCGAGGAAGCAGUCCCGCGCGCGCGGGCGGGGCACUGUUCCGUGGCCAUCAACUCGCGCCUGUACAUUUGGAGCGGUCGGGACGGCUAUCGUAAGGCCUGGAAUAAUCAGGUGUGCUGCAAGGACCUGUGGUACCUGGAGACGGAGAAGCCUCCGGCUCCGUCCAGGGUCCAGCUCGUGCGGGCCUCCACGGCGACGUUGGAGGUCUGUUGGGGAUCCGUUCCUACGGCGGACGCCUACUUGCUGCAACUACAACGUUACGACAUGCCUCCCGCAACGAGCAUGGCACCCUUGGCUACAACACCAACCAGCACCCCUACGCCUGCACCUGCGCCAGCUCCAGCACCUGCACCAGCACCCACCAUGCCAGCCCCGGUUGUUCGUCCACCAGUAGUGACUCCCCCGCGCGCCCCUGUCAUCUUGAAGCCCCCUCCGACCACCCCUGUCGCCAGGGCCCCCGGUACUGUGACGCUGGUGAGGACAAGAUCCCCUGGGGUUGCGGGUCAGCAACAGAUAAGGGUCAUAGCGACCACUCCGACGGGGCAACAGGUGGUGAAGACCGUCACCGGAACUCUUCCCGCAGGAGUGCAGGUGCAGCAGCAGCAACAGCCGACGUCGACCGCUCCGCAGCAGAUGUCCGGAAUGGCAGCCCUGGCUGCGGCUGCAGCGGCUACGCAGAAGAUCACCACAGUGAGCACGGCCGCCCCGACGACCCCCCAGGGCAUAAGGGUCGUUUCUCCGUCGGUGCUGGCGCAACAGGGGGUCAAGCUGAGCACCAUUCAAGGUGGAACCACGCAGACCGUGAGGCUUGCCGCCCCCGGCACACUUCUCAAGACCGCGGGGAAGCAGAUAAUCACCGUGCAGAAGGGCAACACUGGUGCCGCUCAGCCUCAGAUAGUCACUCUGGUUAAGACGACCCAGGGCGUAACGUUGGCAACAAUGCCCAAGGUGAGCCUGAUACAAGGCAAAGGCGGGGCGGUCCAGGCACAGCAGAUACAGGGCAAAGGCGUGAUACCUCAAGGAGCCACCAUCGUGAAGCUGGUGACGACGCAGGCUGGCGGAACAAAGCCCACCGUGGUGACCGGCAGUCCGGGCGUGCAGAAAGUAAUGACAACGGUGCUGCGUACAGUGCCCUCUAAUCUCGUGAGUGUCGCCAAGGCAGGGGCCACGGGCACCACCACCCUCUCGCCCGCGCCUCGACAGCAGACCAUCGUCAUAGCGGCUCCCAAGGGACAAGCUGCAAAGACAACAUCGGUGCUACCAGCUGGAGCACAGCUCAACACAGUGACUACUGCAGGAGGUGUGAAAAUGAUAGUGGUGUCAUCCUCUGGGCUUACUGGACAACAAGCGUUCACCAUCAUCACAACUGCUGCACCGACACGAACUCAGAUGAGUAGUAGCGUAUCAUCACCCAUCACCAUCACCAUGCCGAGCACCCGGACGCUGCCGGCCAAGGGCACCAUUCAGCUUCAGGGGGCGGGCGCCCAGCAGGUGGUGGCGCUGCCAGCGCAGGGCCUCCUGCCCAGCGGAGCCAUCACCAUCCAGAGCAAGCCGGGCACAUCGCCCGCGCAGAAGGUCCUCACCAUCGUGACCACCACGGCGGGGCCGCGGACGGCGGGCAUCACGCGGCUCGUGCAGAGUGGCCAGCAGCAGCAGCAGGUGACCGUGGUGAGCACCCAGGCGCUGAGCGGCCUGCCCAUCUCGGCCACGUCCACGGCGGGGGCCAAGGUGAUGAUAAUGGCCAACCAGAGCGGGACGCAGGCCGGCGGUGUGACGUACGCCACCAUACCAGCGUCAGCACUUCGGCUCGUAGAAGCGGCGGGCAUGGAAAGCAGCAGCGGAGGGGAAACAGAAGAGCAGACCAUAGCCGUGGAAGAAGCAGCAGUUCUGGAGGGAGACCUUCAGGAAGUUAUUUCCGAUCCAGCAGGGUCGCAAGAAGAGCCCCAGCAGGAAAUGUCCGAAGAGGCACAACCAGAACAGGAUGCACCCCUGCUAGCAAACACACCCUUGCAAGACGAACCCACGCAGGACGAUAUCCCACAGGACGAACUCCCGGCGGACGAAGCCCCACAGGAACAGCCUCCUCAGGAAGAAGCCCUGCAGGACGAAGCCCCCCAAGAUGUAGUCCCCGAGGAGAAACCCCUCGAAGAAGAACCCCCACAGGAAGAGCUGCCGCAGGAUGAAGCCCUGCAGGAAGAACCUCCGCCGGACGAACCCCAGCAGGCAGAGUUGCCGAAGGAGGAACCACCGCAGGAGGAAGAUCAUCCCGCAGAGGGCGCUGUGCCAGACACCGACAUUCCGCAGGACGCCGGGCAGGACCAGGCUGUUCCGGAGCAGGAUCCCAUGCAGGAGGCUGCAGAGGACACCCACAACGCCCUGCAGGAUUCGUCGCAGGAAGCCAUGGACACGACGGAGCCACCAGAGGACGAGGCCAUGGCGACCGAGGCGCCCGUAACUGCGGCGGCCACAGAAAACACAGACUCGUUGGCCACCCUGGCGUCGGCGGCCAUGUCGGCAGUGACGCCCACACCCAGCGCAAACACCAAUGGGAUAGCGCCUAUCAAAGUGGAAGAGAAGAAACCAGUGGAGGCUAAAGUGGUGGUUCCAGCCAAGCGUGAUGGACUCUGGUACGAUGUGGGCAUCUUCAAGGAGACUUCAUCGCUCGUCUCCCACUUCUUCUUGCCUUCGGAGCAGCUGGAGCGCAAAGAUGACGACGUAGACGUGGUGUCUGUGCCGGACCACUCCAUGCUGCAGAAGCAGGAGCUGCUCCCCGGCACGGCCUACAAGUUCCGGGUCGCCGCCAUCAACGCGUGCGGCCGCGGGCCCUGGUCCGAGGUGUCCGCGUUCAAGACCUGCCUGCCGGGCUACCCCGGGGCCCCCUCGGCCAUCAAGAUCAGCAAGGGCCCCGACGGGGCGCACCUCUCGUGGGAGGCCCCCCAGGGGAGCGCGGGGGACGUGACGGAGUACUCCGUGUACCUCGCGGUCCGGUCGGCCACCACGGGGGAGGGGGGGAUGGGCCCGGCCAAGACGGUCACCUCCAACCCGUCGCAGCUGGCUUUCGUGCGCGUCUACUGCGGCCCCCAGGCGGCGUGCACGGUGCCGUCUGCCUCCCUGGCGUCGGCGCACGUCGACACCACCAGCAAGCCCGCCAUCAUCUUUCGGAUCGCCGCGCGCAACGACAAGGGCUACGGGCCGGCCACCCAGGUCCGAUGGCUGCAGGAUGGGAUGAACGCCACACCUGGCCGCGGAAACAUUGGAGCCAAGAGGCCCGGCGACGGGAAAGUUGGCUCCUCCAAAAAGGUGAAGAAUGAAGAGACUUGAAUGGCCCGUUGGAUCUGAAGUUUUCCACCCUCUCCAGAACCGGCAAUUUCAUCUUUAUUCAUAUACAUUGUUUUGUUUUCCCAACCGAACAUGUCUGCACACUGUACAGCAACCAUUUGACGAGAAUGUCGUGUUGACAAAUAAACCCACCCCCAUUACGA